Molecule: messenger RNA, 3479 nt
Organism: Lentinula edodes (shiitake mushroom)
Lineage: Eukaryota; Fungi; Basidiomycota; Agaricomycetes; Agaricales; Omphalotaceae
Exons: 18
Coding region: 62-3379 (1105 amino acids)
Biological process (GO): transcription by RNA polymerase III
Cellular component (GO): transcription factor TFIIIC complex
Molecular function (GO): protein binding
Source: RefSeq, a predicted model, not a curated record
AAUAAGCAUCUUGAACUCAAACGUUAACCGCAGGUUAACCGUAGAAUCUGAAUUUUGCGAAAUGCUAUUCGAGGAUGUGCCAACGGAUGACUCUCAUGGACUCUUCGACUUCAAUGCAGGAUCGGAAGGAAGCAUAUCGCCUUCUGACUCUGGCUCAGAUGAGGAUUCGAGCGACGACCAAGAUGAUGAUAUCGAAAUCCCGAAUGACAUGGUGGUAGUUGAAAAUGAGAUAGAAGGGGAUUUUAACCGUCUGGUACAAGAUAUUCGCCAACGGAACGAUCCUUCGUUAGCCAAAGACUGGGAUAUUAAAAUUCAAGAUGAAGAACAAGCCUUCAAGGAUGAUUUGCGUGCAGCUUCGGGCGUUGGGAAGCGUCGGAAAGGAAAACCGCGUGGAUCUGGUCCUCCGUUAUCUCAGCAAGUGCGCUCCCUAAUUGGAGAUGGAAAUCAAGCGUUUGUGGAUAACGACCUACCCGAGGCUGUCAGAAUCAUGCAAGAAGUAAUUCGAAUUGAACCGCGAGCUGCAUCAGCUUGGUCCGUGCUUGCACAAUGCUACGAAGAUAUGCAGCAAAAGGAUCGUGCCCUUCAACUUCGUAUCAUGGCAGCUCAUCUCAGACACGAUGCAGAGGAGUGGGAUAGGCUGGCACACGAGUCCAGAAAUCUCGGUUUUUAUCAGCAAGCUCUGUACUGCUAUCGGAAAAUUUAUAGCUUGGAUCCGUCCAACGUGGAUGCACUUUGGGAUCGUGCGACUCUGGCAAAGGAAAUUGGAGAACUGCGAAUAGCCCGUCAAUCCUUUCUCUCGAUCCUCAAACGAUUUCCACAUGACCUCACUGUUCUCUCCGAGAUUCGCCCCAUUCUUGUUGAACUCGGCGACCUGACUACCUGUACAGCUCUGUUCCAAAAUGCGUUCGACGACUAUCAGCAACGUUUUCCCUCAGGCUCAGGUCCAAUCGCAGGAACUCCUGGAACCGAAUCAACGAGUGCAGUAGUCCUUGGAGGAGGAUUUACCAUGCUGAAUCUUCUCGUGCUAGCGGAUUUGUAUAAUACUCUUGGUGAAUACGACAAUGCUGUGCGGGUGAUCAAGAGUGGUAUCAGAUGGUUGCAAGGACGAGGGGAUCAGAGGUACUGGAAUUUGCUUGAAGACGAUAGAGAAUACGACCCCGAAGGGUUCAAUCGGGUAGCGUCAGUGGCGGCGAAUACGAUUCAUGAUUCUGCUUCUUCUUUGGCUGCUAAUGUUCCUACCGCUGGACCUAGCAAUGCGGCUGGAGGAAUAGUGGGGACAGUGGAAAUUCAAUCUGGAUACUUUCCUCUGGAUGUCAACGCUCGACAUCGUUUGGCAGUCGCUAGAAUCAAGAUGGGAGAGAUCAACGAGGGAGUAGUACACGCAAACAUUGUUUUACAGGAAGACGUUCUCGACUACGCAGUACUAUUCAUCGAAAUCGCGGAUGCGUACUACGAACGUGGGAUGUGGGCCGAGGCGAAGCCGGUAUAUGAAAUUUUGGGUACAGAUGCCAGUACCAGUAGUGUCUAUAUCCUCCUGCAAACUGCAUCGUGUCUUCGGAUGUUAGAUGAAUUGAAGGAUGCUGCUGAAAUAUACGAGCAUAUUCGUCUCGCUGAUCCAACAAACAACGACGCAAAAAUGAAGUUGGCGGAGAUUUACGAGAUUAUGAACGAACCUCGCAAAGCCUUGGACUUGGUCUACCAAGUUAUCGACGCCCGCAAACGCCGUAACAAAGAUCCGUCACAAGACAGUAAUCCUACUACCUCUAACCCGUCUACAUCCCUCUUCGCCGAAAAAAACGUUAAGUCUACCUCCUCACGCCCGACUAACCAAAAUCGGUUGACCCAAGCGCAAUUGAAAGAGUUAGAGGCAGAGAAGGAGAAAGAUGCAUUACGCAGUUACAACAGGGUAAAAGAGAUCUGGGAUGGGAUGAUCAAGGAAAGGGAGACUAGGGAGAAAGAGCUUGAGACGGGCAUUCAGGCCGCGAAGAGUCUUAUGGAGCACCAACGAGCCAAUGGAGCUGCGGCUGAAGGACCUGUGGAGAGGGAAUGGAUGCUUGAGGCAGAGAAAUUGGUAGAUACAUUCAGAGAGACAAGAAACUUGUUCACUGCUGCAAGACAUAACCCUUUCCGAGGAAUGUUUCCCAAACGUAGGAUGCGAAAGACAAAAGAUAUUUCCGACCUCGAAGCAGAUGAGGAUCGUAUGGCCUCGAGGUUACAGCUCGAUAUUCAAAUCGAACGCUCGUCUCAAAAAUUCUCCAGAACUGACCGAGUAGAUGUUUUUAGAGGCAUUUCGUUCAAGGACUGGUUACAUAUGAUAUUACAGUAUUGCUUUAUCUUAACAAAGCGCAACCAAUAUGAGCUCGCCGACGAGGUUCUCCGCCAUAUGCUCCUGUCCAACGCCUACAUGACAUCAGAAUUCCAGGUUUCUUUACGCCUGGCUAUCAUUUCCUGCGCUAUUGAAACACGCCACUACCCAGUCGUUGUCGAACAGUGCCGCAAAUUAAUAUCCUCGAACCAAUUUAACAAUGAACUCUAUCGUCUGCUUUUGGCCUCGCUUUCCAGUGGUUUGCGUCCCACCGACUCUUUCAUUACAUCUACGCUGCAGAAAUUCUUUUUUCGGGAAAUGAAGCUCAGUGAUGUUGCAGUGAAGGACCCAGAACUGCUGAAAUGGAACGUCGCUCUUAAGCGAUGGGCGCCCAUAAAUCCUUCUACCCUGUCUUCAGGUGGGAGGAAAAAUUGGGAUAAGGAUAGAGACAAAGACAAGGAUAAUGAUAAAGACGGGGCGGAUGAUUUGGGUGAAGAAGAUUCCGAUGUGGGUGGGGGUGGCACAGCGGAGAAUGAUACAGUUUCGUCCAAUGACAGACCUAUUCUGCCGACUAAGGACAACCCUCUUACGGUGGCUAUCUAUGGCCAGAUGUGCAUCGCUGCAAAAAGUUAUCAAAGUGCUAUCUUCUACCUUCUCCAUGCAUAUGACUAUUGCCCCGAAGAUCCUAUGAUUUCGCUCUCGCUUGCAAUAGCUUCGAUCGGGCGUGCGAUGCAGAGACAAUCGGAUAACCGACACUACUUAAUAGCUCAGGGUAUGGCAUUCUUGUCGAAGUACCGGACAUUGCGUUCUGUUGAUCCAGCCCGUUUGAGUGAGGUUGAAUACAAUUUUGGUAGAAUCUUUCAGCAACUCGGGCUUCAUUCACAUGCAGUUAACCAUUACGAACGUGUCUUACAAUUGUCGGGUAAUCAAGAAAAAGAGAAUCAGACGCAAACUGCUAUUGGAGAUCGGAAAAGCUUUGCAAAAGAAGCAGCGUAUAAUCUUUCGCUAAUUUAUGUUUUAACUGGUGCCAUACCGUUAGCUGAGUCGUUGUAUCGUCGAUGGCUGUCCCUCUAGUGCGCAUAAUUAUGUACAUAUAAUAGAUUCAGUAAGCACCAGCCUGCACUGUCUGUAAGUUACUUCGUAUGUGUUUGAAUGUAUGCUCGGGAUCGGGAAC